Iphiclides podalirius (scarce swallowtail) is the source of this 330-nucleotide messenger RNA. Lineage: Eukaryota; Metazoa; Arthropoda; Insecta; Lepidoptera; Papilionidae. The record is from the annotation of a GenBank genome assembly.
AUGGUUCACGGCUUACAGAGUAGCGCACCUGCUGCUGAUGCUGCUGGUGUUGUUGAUGCUGCUGGUGCUGUUGGUGCUGCUGGUGUUGCUGGUGCUGUUGGUGGCGGCGCGUGGUACUUGUGCUGCGGCGGCGAGUGCGGCGGCUUCUGCGGCUUCGCGGCGCCCUUCGGCGUCGGCGAGGCGGCGUCGCACAGAGUUGCGAAUCCGUUCGCGUGCUCGUGCAACGGGCUCUUGAGCUGCGGCUGCGGCGGCGGCCGGGGCUGCGGCGGCGCGUACUGCUGCUGCAGCGGUGCCCUAUACUGCUGCUGCGGAAGCGUUGCGCGUGUACUU